AUCGUGGAGAAGAGGAGACAAGACCAGGGGCUCGAGCACUUCAAGGUCGCCGUGGGUGUGGACGGGACGCUGUACAAGCUGCACCCGCACUUCUCCCGGAUACUGCAGGAGACGGUGCGAGAGCUGGCCCCUCGGUGUGACGUGACGUUCAUGCUGUCGGAGGACGGCAGCGGGAAGGGAGCCGCGCUGAUCACAGCUGUGGCCAAGAGGUUACAGCAGCAGAGGAAGGAAAACUAGGUGGGCCUGUCCAGGGGCCACCAGAUGUGACCUCCUGGCUGACCCUCCCCUCUCCAGGGCCGAAAGGGAACCGGAGUUCUCAGCAUCCUUCGCGUCCUGGUGCUGGCUUCUUGGCGACACUCAGCGACACCUCCAUUUGCCGUACUUUGGCCAAAGAUGGGCUGACUUUUGACAUCAGAGGAUCUGGGCCGAGAUUCUUCAGUUGAGCUGACAGCAUUCGAUAGCUUCAGGUCUCUCGGCUGCUGGACUCAGAACCUGCCCAGGAGGCUGGCGGCUUACUUCCUCACCGGCCUGAUGCUGCUGCCUCUGGCAGGAGACUGGGCCCGAGACCUGCGGGUGAACCCUUGCGAGGGAGAAAGAUGCUUCGUGAACUAGGAGAGCUAGCUUAGCACGGCCUCACUUGUCAUGUUGGCUUCACAGGCACCGCGAGAACGAGAUGCACAUUCAUCUCUGCAUGCAGAGGAGCCCAGGGCCCUGGAGCCAGGAGGAAUCUUACCAGAUUCAGGUGCUCCGUGAGCACCCUGGGGUGUCAUUCCCCAGACGUGGAUUGGAUUGAGGGGUGGGACACCACUCAAGGUGCUGUCUUCCAUUUCCCGUGAUGCAGUGGGUGGCAGUCACUGCUGUCCGUGUUUGUUUCGAGGACCGUUGUUAGGUCCAUGAAACACAGUCUGAGAAUAAAGACACUUGGCUUUCCGGGAAACUUGGUGUGAGGUACUGACCUUUCUUCUGAGAGGCUCGUUGGUAUCUUCAUGUCCCGUCAGGAGAAUAAGGGAGCUGUCGAGUCAGAAGUGACCGGCUGGCCCUGCUGCAGGUCAGGAGGAUCCUGCAGCAGCUGGGCCUGGACAGCACCUGUGAAGACAGCAUCGUGGUGAAAGAGGUGUGUGGGGCCGUGUCUCGGAGGGCCGCCCAGCUCUGCGGCGCAGGCAUGGCCGCCAUCGUGGAGAAGAGGAGACAAGACCAGGGGCUCGAGCACUUCAAGGUCGCCGUGGGUGUGGACGGGACGCUGUACAAGCUGCACCCGCACUUCUCCCGGAUACUGCAGGAGACGGUGCGAGAGCUGGCCCCUCGGUGUGACGUGACGUUCAUGCUGUCGGAGGACGGCAGCGGGAAGGGAGCCGCGCUGAUCACAGCUGUGGCCAAGAGGUUACAGCAGCAGAGGAAGGAAAACUAGGUGGGCCUGC
Peromyscus leucopus (white-footed mouse) is the source of this 1418-nucleotide messenger RNA. Its product is annotated as hexokinase HKDC1-like. Lineage: Eukaryota; Metazoa; Chordata; Mammalia; Rodentia; Cricetidae. The coding region runs from base 1163 to 1408 and encodes 81 amino acids. The record is from RefSeq and is a predicted model, not a curated record. The transcript has 4 exons. Gene Ontology annotation, cellular component: mitochondrion; cytosol. Gene Ontology annotation, molecular function: glucokinase activity; fructokinase activity; D-glucose binding. Gene Ontology annotation, biological process: intracellular glucose homeostasis; glucose 6-phosphate metabolic process; glycolytic process.